GGCCCGUACCAUAUUCCUGAAGGCUGUUCUGUUAUUGUGGCACCUAUGGCAUUACACCGUAAUCCUGAAGUAUGGGACGAUCCUGAUACGUUUAAUCCUGAUAGAUUUCUUUCUGAAACUAACGUUGAGAGAAAUCCCUUUGCUUAUGUUCCUUUCUCAGCAGGACCCAGAAACUGUAUUGGUAAGUAACGCUGUUUAAUAUGUAACAUGUCGUACUGCUGUAACUUAAACUGAAGGGGACCCCUGUCCUGUCCAUUGAAACUGCCGACGUGGCGUGCUACUGCAAACAUGGAUAAGUUGGUGAAAUCUAUCGGAUGUGAUGCACAUUGAAAGUGGCGACGCUGAUUGUUACAGGUGACCAGAUUUACUGGUUACAGGUUACAGAUUGUUACAGGCGGUUUACGAAACGGAAAAUUGCGGUAACGCCCAAAGGAGUAACGCCAUUGACAUGACAGCAAUCCUAUUCGCAACCCUAAUGGGAAUCUUCUCUUUUAGGGCAAAAAUUUGCAAUGAUGGAAGAAAAAGUCGUAUUAGCUUCGAUUAUACGUCAUUUUCAUAUCAAGUCUACGCAGUUGACUGAGGAUAUCAAGAUAACUUCUGACAUGAUUCUUAAGUCCACCAAUGGUAUUAUGGUGAAACUGGAAACGAGAAAUUUAUAGAGAAUUCUUGGCUUGUACUCUGGUGAAAAUAAAUGCAAACCUCGAUCAAAUUGCAUCCUCUAGAUCUAUUCAACGAGGUCAAAUUAAAAAAUGAAGUAUACAUGGUCAUUUAAAGUCACAAUGUGCUAGAGGGAUGACGUCAUCGGUCAAUAGGGUUUAGAUUGGUUGUUGAAGAGAACUAACGUCAUCUCUAUUUAUGGCUGGGUUGUGUGCGUUUUCUCACAUCACGCUUGUUACGAUCGAACGUCUUUUUCAACACAUAUAAACAGUAACCUUUACGACUUUAGAUCAUCCAAGACAGAGGAGAGGGGCAUUGCGUGGUGGGGCAUUAGACUGGACUCCUGACUGAGGAUUGCAUUUAUUUGGUUAAGUUAACCAGAGUACCGCAGA
Molecule: messenger RNA, 1049 nt
Organism: Paramuricea clavata
Lineage: Eukaryota; Metazoa; Cnidaria; Anthozoa; Malacalcyonacea; Plexauridae
Source: the annotation of a GenBank genome assembly